Messenger RNA from Prunus armeniaca (apricot), 747 nucleotides. Lineage: Eukaryota; Viridiplantae; Streptophyta; Magnoliopsida; Rosales; Rosaceae. The record is from the annotation of a GenBank genome assembly.
AUGGGGGAGAGAAAGACUGGAAGCGAUGUCUUCACUGAGAAAGGGUUUAAAAAUUGGAGGAAGGGACCUGAGAAUUUUAGGGACCAUGUUGGACAAGUUGGAAGUCUUCACAAUAAAGCUACACAACAUUGUCUUCCUUUUCGUGGCCAUGAUAAAAGCGAAACAUCUAGCAAUAAGGGUAAUUAUGUGGAGCUUUUGCAAUUUAUUGCCGAUCAUGAUGAGAAAGUUCGUGCCGUUGUGUUUGAGAAUGCUCCAGGGAAUCUCAAGUAUAUUGCUCCUAAAAUUCAAAAAGACCUUGUCAAUUCUUGUGCCGCUGAAACCAUUGAUGCAAUUAUUAGGGAUAUAGACGAUGCAUUCUUUUCUAUAUUGGUAGAUGAAUCACGUGAUGUUUCAAUAAGAGAGCAAAUGGCUGUGGUGUUGCGUUAUGUGAACAAAAAAGGGCAAGUUAUUGAAAGGUUUGUGGGUGUCCAAUAUGUCUCUGAUACGACUAAUAGCAAAUUGAAAGAGGCAAUUGAGCAGUUGAUUUCUUCAACAAAUUUGAGCAUGUCCAGGCUACGAGGACAGGGGUAUGAUGGUGCUAGUAAUAUGAUAGGUGAGCUCAAUGGUCUUAAAACACGGAUUUUGAGAGAAUAUCCUCAAGCAUAUUAUGUCCAUUGUUUUGCACAUCAACUACAACUAGCUCUUGUAGCCGUGGCAAAGGGAAAUGAAAACAUUGCUACUUUCUUCACAACAGCUAGUAGUGUUUAA